UUUUUUCCAAUUUUCCUUUUACAAAUAGUAAUGGGCCGCUCGCCAAUAAUGAGAGUUAGCAGGAUUGGGCUUGAAAUUUACAGACUUGGAGUGAGUGAGCUUCUUCUUCAGAUCCCUGUGUUCAAUCCUAAACCCUAAAGAUGAUGAGGAGAAGGAGACGAGUUUCUGUAGGGUCAAUUCUGAUAUUCGUUGCAAUUUUUGCGGGAAUCGGAUUGCUGCUGAUUCUCAACUUAAGACCUGUCCAUGAUGAUUCUCCAACGAGCCGCGAUUUCCCUGUUGAAAUUCACGACUCGGAGACUCCGACUCGGAGCAGCGAGAGUAAGAGUAAGAGAAAGAGAAAAUCGAGCUCGUGUGCUUCGGUGGAAGAGAUGGGAAAGGAGUUUGAAGGAGGAGGGUUUUGGGAUGAAAGUUUCAGAGUGAGGAAACUUAUUCAAAAUCACUUUGAAUUGAAUGGUGCUUUGAGAGUGCGGAAUCUUCCUCCACAACAGUUUUGCCAGCAUGGUUUUGUGCUUGGUAAAUCAGCAGAGGCAGGCUUCGGGAAUGAAAUGUACAAGAUCUUAAGUGGUGCAGCACUGAGUGUGAUGUUAAACCGGUCCCUCAUUAUUGGGCAAACCAGGGGAAAAUUCCCUUUUGGGGAUUACAUUUCUUAUUCCAACCUUUCUUUUACAAUGAAAGAAAUCAAGCAUCUGUGGAGACUUAAUAAAUGUGUAAACAAGUACGGAAGGCAACUGAUUAUGAGGACUGAUGACUUUGAGAAACCAAUGAAGACAAAUGUCCUGUGUAGCGACUGGAGGAGAUGGAAGCAACCUAUUAUAUGGUUCCAAGGUACAAAUGACGCUGUGGCAGCCCAGUUUUUCUUGAAGAAUAUACAUCCAGAGAUGAGGAAGGCUGCUUCUAAUUUAUUUGGAAAGCCAGAGGUUCUCCAUUCUCGGCCUAAUGUAUUUGGAGAGCUGAUGAGAGUGCUUAUAUCUCCUUCUGAAGAUGUUGAGCAAGCAAUCAAUUGGGUUAUCGGUGGAGUGGAUCCUGAUAUUUCUCUGCACAUGCGAAUGCUCAUGAAUAGGUCGGUGAGAGCUGCACAGGCAGCACUAAACUGCAUCAGAAAAGCUGUGCGCAAUCUUGGUAAAGCCUCAAGGCCCAGGGUGGUCUUAGUGUCAGAUACCCCCUCUCUUAUAAAAAGUAUUACACCGAAUAUAAGCAAGUUUGCAGAGGUAAUUCAUUUUGAUUACGAACUUUUCAAAGGAAAUAUAUCUGAUGGCGGUAAAAGAUUGCGAAGUUUAGAAUUUAGAGCGAAAGAUUGGGGCCCAGCACCCAGAUGGGUCGCCUUUGUGGACUUCUUUCUUGCAUCACGGGCAAAACAUGCUGUUGUGUCUGGUGCUCACAGGCGUGUUGGGACUACAUAUGCUCAGUUAAUUGCAGCACUGGCUGCAGCAAACAGUCUAGGGGACAGUCCAACUGGUUCGAAUUUUUCGUUCUUAAGCAGCUUUCAAAGUGAUUUGUUGAGAGAAGGUUUAAGAUUUCAGAUUGGUUGGGGACAUGUGUGGAACAGAUUUGCAGGUCCCCUUAGUUGUCACAACCAGCAUAACCAAUGUGCUUUCACACCACUUCUCCCUCCUGCAUGGUGGGAUGGUCUUUGGCAAUCUCCACUAACAAGGGAUAUUAAUAGGUUGGCAGACUACGGCAUCCAGUUAACCGGUUUUGGCACCAUUGAUGAAACACAUCUUCAGUCUUUUUGUAGCUCAAAGAAAGUUGUUGUGAAAACUAUUCCGUACAUAUUGUAAUACACCGUGUACUGAGGUUCCAUUGAUCCAUGCACACUGCAGAUUGCACAUUGCACACUGCAUUAGUCUUCCACUUUCUAUACAAUCAUUCUAGAACGCUCGUGCAGUUGUUUAAGUUGAGAUAUUUUGUGUUCAAUUUCUGUUGAGAAACAAGAACUUGUAUAUUGUGCUGAUAGAAUGAGAUGAGUAGGAGUUAUUUUUCUUGGCA
This is a messenger RNA of Rosa rugosa (rugosa rose), 1986 nucleotides long. RefSeq lists its product as uncharacterized. The coding region runs from base 141 to 1778 and encodes 545 amino acids. The record is from RefSeq and is a predicted model, not a curated record. Lineage: Eukaryota; Viridiplantae; Streptophyta; Magnoliopsida; Rosales; Rosaceae. The transcript is spliced from 7 exons.